Fusarium falciforme is the source of this 1845-nucleotide messenger RNA. Its product is annotated as HET domain-containing protein. The coding region runs from base 1 to 1845 and encodes 614 amino acids. The record is from RefSeq and is a predicted model, not a curated record. NCBI's taxonomy places the organism in Eukaryota, Fungi, Ascomycota, Sordariomycetes, Hypocreales, Nectriaceae. The transcript has a single exon.
AUGAAGUCAUUCACGCCCUUGGAUACUCACUGUUUCCGAUACACCUGGGGAGACUUUGCUGCCAUGUCGUACACUUGGGGUACAGAUGAGGCGGGGAAGAUCAUUGUCAACGGUCAGGAAAUGACGGUGACCAAGAACCUCGAGGAUGCGCUUAGAGAGCUGGGCAGCGAUGGUGGCCGUUUCGCCAGAAGAUACAAGCUGUGGGUUGAUGCGAUAUGUAUCAAUCAAUCUGAUGUGGAAGAGACAAGCGAGCAAGUAGCCCGCAUGAGAGAAAUCUACAGCGAGGCAUGGGCGGUGGUGGCCUGGCUAGGGCCGGCUGGAGACGAGAGUGAUCAAGGAAUGCGUCUCCUCUCUGCUCUCUCUCGCCUAGAUGACAAGGAAAAGGACGAUUUAACAGCCCUUCUCGAGCAAAAUCCUGCCAUGUUUGGAGAGUUUGCCUUUUAUGGCCUUCACAAUCUCAUGAAAAGAAGAUACUGGUGGCGGCUCUGGAUCAUUCAAGAGCUCGUCAUGGGAUCAAAGUCAACCAUCUUGCGGUGUGGAGGAGACACCCUUGACUGGGAAACCUUUAGCCGCGGAAUCUCAUCUUUGUAUCAUGGAGGCCUAUGGUCUGCCAAAGACUGGCUCUUGAAGGGCGAAAUGAAGAGGAAGCUGACCAAAGAUGACCCACGCUGGGUGACAGCCAGUAUCCAUCUUGUCCACCAGAACAUACGGCCUCUGAGCGAGUUCGAGUUCCAAGGAGGAGAGAGACAGGGCAUGAGAAAGUUGCUCGAACUUGCCAUGUCAGACAGCCGCGAGGAAAAAGACAAGGUCUUUGGCCUCCUUGGAAUGAUGGAGCCCAAAAUUGCAAAGCGUAUCAUUUGCAAGUACUCCAAGUCAACGGCAGAGGUCUUCAGUGCCACUUCAAUUGCUUUCAUAGAGCACUACGGCAAUCUUGAACCGCUCAGAGAAGCGAACCCAUGGGGAGAAGCUGAUACUCCAUCCUGGGUAGUUGACUGGACUUGGAACGGAAGACUGCGUUACUCGAAGCCAGAGAGCGUCUUUAUAGGGGCUUUCUGGACUCCAGGAACUCCGGAACCGCGAGCCGAGACCUUGUACUCCGCAGCUGGCCACCGAGACACGCUGUGCUCUGUGUUCUCUCACGGGAAGCUAUUGAAGUGCAAGGGGGUUAUAAUAGACAAAAUAUGCGGUUUGGGGGCGUGUGAACGAGGCUACUUUGACUGGGACCCGUCGUCCAUAGUCCAGCCGACAGAGUGGCAGAGUGUCUAUGAUGAUACAGCAUGGGCUCUCUGCAGAGCGAUGCUACUUGGACGGGUGUCAAACGGAGAGCACGUUAGCAAACGCCACUGCGCUCUCCUCAGUCUUCCAAGAACAUACGAGGCGGCAUUCAAGCAGUUUGAGGCGUUGGGAUGGACCUGGAUGAAGGAGCAGGAAGCCUACUACUUCCGCUGGGUGAGGUGGCACCAAGCCCACGACGAAAUCAUCAUGGCCGGUAAACCUCUCGGAGAUUAUUUUACGGAAAAGAUCCCGUGCAACGCGUCAGAAUUUGAUUACGCAGAGGUCUUCUUGGCGGCUGACCGGACGGGAAUGGGAAGACGAUUCAUGUUCACUAGCCGGGGGUACAUGGGAUGGGCGCCUGACAACCCAUACGGGUCGUUGCAGGACCAGAUUUGCGUUGGCGACAUGGUUUGCGUUGCCUAUGGUUGUAGCACACCGUUGGUGAUAAGACGCGUGGAGGAUAAGUACCACGUCCUUGGAGAGGCAUACAUCGAAGGCUUGAUGGAUGGGGAGGUGAUUGACUUGGUGGAGAAAGGGGAGCUUUUCGAAGAAGAGCUCAUCUUUAGCUGA